AUGGUUGACGGAAAAGCACUGCGCCGAUUCUGCAUGAUGGCGACUGUUGGCUUCCCCCAGAUUCAAUCUCAAACGCCGACCGAGUCCUACCGCAAACGCAUCAGUAGCUGCAUAUGUGAUUCAAGAUCUGGUCGUAAAAAUGUCAACCCGGGCGAUGUCCUGGUUCGACGGUUCCAUCUUGAAGACUCGUCCCGCCGCCUUAGAGGCAGUGUUCGUGGCAGACAUCUGGUCGCGCGACGUUCUGGAUAUCCUGCGAACAGUACUGGUGGAUCCGAUGUGGACAACGAGUUAUCAUCAAUUAAAAAUCUUGGCUUACAAGAGAUUGGCGUGGAUGUCGACGGAUUGAGCAGUGAUGUCGGAAUUGUCGAUAGCACAGAAACAUUGUCGCUUCACCGGGAAUUUUCCAUCCCGGGAUCUGUUCGUGUGACGGACGGCCGCUGCGGAAUUCCAAAAGUCAACCUCACCCACCCUGGUGGUAGCUUUUGCGACGUUUAUCUGCGUGGAGGCAAUAUUCUUUCUUGGGUACUCGCAAAUGGCGGCGAGGUUUUCUAUACCCCCGACGGCACAGAUUUGGCUUCAGACGCAUUGAGUGAUUGGGGCACCUCACUUUGUUUUCCACAAUAUGGUGGAGAACACCAGCUAGCUGGUACUCCACCAGGCAAAAAACUUUUACCGACCGAUGGACUUACCAAAACUGCGAACUGGACUAUCGCGCAGACGGGGCUAUAUGAAGAUACCGAGGGAGAGUAUCCAUACGUCAUCAUCGAAACUGCUGACUCAGAGGCCACGCGCGCAGUUUGGAAUAACGGCUUUCACAUUGUCAUGGAAAUUGCGUUGCACCACUCUGCGUUGGAUAUCUCUCUGACUGUGAAGAAUACCGGAGACCGUCGUCUCAAAUACUCUUUUGCCCUGAAAAAUCACAUAGCAGUUGCCGAUAUCGAAGAUCCUUCUGCAAAUUAUGUUGGUUUCAAUGAUUGUCUAUACAUCGACAGCAAACUCCACGAGUCGAAAUCGCGAGUACGGUUCUCUAAACAGCUAAACAAGCAGGGCCCGCUCCACCUGAAAAAGGCUAUAGAUAGAGUUUAUUUUCAAACUCAAAACGAUACCGGAGUUGAUACCGGCACAGGUUGCACUGUGUACGUUCGUAAUCUGUGUUCGGCUGAAGAAGAUGGGUUUCUGGAUCGAGCGAUAUUUAAUCCAUGGAAAGAGCAGGAUCCUGUCAACUAUCGCUGGUAUGCGGGGCUUGCAAUCGGGGCAAUCGGCGAGCCCAUUAAAGUUGAUGCAGGAAUGACGCGCACUCAUCAGACGCGAAUCGAAGUGCAUGACGUUUCGAGCAUCGUGCCUGUAACAGAAAGGAUGAACGCUUACAAUAAUUACUCUGUGUUAAAUAUGGCAUCUCACAAAAGUAACAGUCCUGAUGAUAACCUUCCACACGAUUUUCAAUGAGCUUUCGCUAGCUUCUGGUGAGGCUUGUGUUGUAGGGGCCUGAAUUUGUCGAGACGUACGAGUGCUUGAUAUUUUCCCCCAGCAAAGCGAAACAGCAACAAAGCAAAAUGUGUUGAACAAAUUUCUUUUAUGAAAGGCCGCCAUCAACAGACUACCUGUGAUUUUCACCGUUUGUGAGUUCACAAAACUUCGGCAAUAUGGAUCCAUUUCCUUUGUCGGUUUCUGCGCGAGUCACAACAUUUUAUAGAGCCUCGCCGCGUCUGAAUCUUUCAUUUGUAUUCUCUUGUGGGGAAAGUUAUCAUUACAUUUGAAUAUCUAUCAUGAUUGCUUCGUCCUGUGCAUCUGAUUUCGCUCACUGAAUAUUUCUUUCACGUCAACAUUUUCCCUGCUCACAGAUUUUCCAGAUUGCCAACCUUUCUUUUUCUGUGCGCAAAAAUUGGUCUGCAUGAGCUUAUUUUUUGUUAGGCGUGCUCCGACCAUGCCGACAUCGUAAAAUGCGAAGCAGGCUUGAAAUGAGGCCAUUUUUCUGCCUUCGCGAUACUAAUGCCUCCAUGCACAACUCAGAUUCUUUGACAAAUUAUCUAGACUUUUAGGGAGUGAUAAUCAGCGAAAACAGUAUUGACCAGGUGUUUAAAGCACUUGUACUCUUAUUACCUUCGUAUAAGCUAUCUUCGCGUAACUUUCGCCCGGUUCAACAU
This is a messenger RNA of Micromonas commoda, 2144 nucleotides long. RefSeq lists its product with no specific name. Bases 1 to 1446 code for a protein of 481 amino acids. The transcript has 2 exons. The record is from RefSeq and is a predicted model, not a curated record. Gene Ontology annotation, biological process: carbohydrate metabolic process. Gene Ontology annotation, molecular function: catalytic activity; carbohydrate binding. NCBI's taxonomy places the organism in Eukaryota, Viridiplantae, Chlorophyta, Mamiellophyceae, Mamiellales, Mamiellaceae.